Molecule: messenger RNA, 1729 nt
Organism: Canariomyces notabilis
Lineage: Eukaryota; Fungi; Ascomycota; Sordariomycetes; Sordariales; Chaetomiaceae
Exons: 1
Coding region: 208-1581 (457 amino acids)
Source: RefSeq, a predicted model, not a curated record
CAAUGGGGCGAGAUAAGAACAUGGACAACGUCACGGGACAAUGUGCUGUGUAAACACCCAGGACACUUGCAGCACGGCGGUCAUACAAAAGGAAAGCGACGGGUGUUUAGAGUUGGCCGCCAGUUGGGUUGUCUCGUCGAGUCUCAGCAGCCAGAUAUCCGACCUUCAGCAUUUUGGUUCACCUCAUCCCCCUUAUGAUCGCCCAAGAUGAUUAUGGACGUGAACUUCUCCGAGCUACAGCGCGCAUGGCAAACUGUCCUGCGGGCAAAGCCCUACUACGCCUCCGCGCUGCCACUCCUAACCUUACUCGCCGCGAUCGCAACCGCCGUCCUCCUCCGCUUGUCCCGCCGUCACCCACAGCCAUCACCAGUACCACCAAAAACCACCACCCUCCACAAAGCAGCAGCAGCAGACAAAAAGACCACCAACCCCCCUCGUGAAUGGGGUAAAUGGACCCCAUCAAAUUUCAUCUUCCCAACACCCGAACCAUACCCCUCCUGGUCCCUGACCGAUACCAAACCCUUACCCUACCGCCCCUUCCGCUACGGGCCCAAGUACCACGUGACCAUGGGCCUGCGCAGCGUGCCGCUGGCGGAAUGGAUCGAGCUGGACAACGAGUUCCCGCGGUACCAUGCCACCAAGGCCCGGCGGAUUCAGGAAAGGGGCGCAAAGUGCUGUCGGACUGCGCCUGAAGCGUUGCCGGCGGCGUGGGAAUUGUUAAGUGAGUUGGGGAGGUAUUUGCCGGGGAGGUAUCCGGGGUUGUAUAGGCGGAGGGUGGCCACGGUGAAGGGGGGGGAUGGGGGCAAGGAGGUGGUGGUGCUGGAGAAUCUUUGGUCUGGGGAAAAGUUUCAGGUCGAGCCGCCGCCCGCUGGUGGUGAUGGGGAUGAGGGGGAAUGGGAAGACCCGAUGCAAACCUGCGCACGGCUGGUGCAGGACGAUUUGGUUAUUAUGACGGAGCGCGAGGACGGGCAGUACUACCUGACGGCCGGGGCGGUGCUGCUGCCGGGGUUCUGGCGGCUUGAAGAUAAGUUUGGCAUGCCGCUUAGCGAGAUCCAUACGUCGGGGGAUGUGCCCCAGUUUCGGGAGAAGUUGGAACGAGGGAUGGUCAACCUGUUCCGGCGGCUCAAGCCUGAGGAGAUGGUCGGGAGGAAUAAUUAUUUCUUUCAGGUGGAUGAUGAUCUGGCGUGGUCUUGGAGUAUUGGGAGUGAGGAUCGCGAGGAAGGGGACGGGAAACCGGCCAGCCAGCAUAGCAGUUGGGGCACGGCGGAGAAGAAUCGGGCGAUUGAGCAUCAUUAUUUUCGGUCGGAGAGGCAGACGCUGCGUCGGCUGCCCAAGACAGGGGGUGUGGUGUUUACGAUACGCACGUACUUUCACCCGGUUACCGAGAUUGCGGAGGAGGAUUAUGUCCCUGGGAGACUGGCGAGCGCGGUCCGGAGUUGGGGGGAUGAUGUGAGCCGGUACAAGGGCAGAGAGCGUUACGGUGAUGUGCUGCUGGAGUAUCUGGACCGGAAACACGAGGAACAGGUGAGACGGGGGCUGGAUCUGAGCCGUGAGGAUGAGGUUCGGGCGUAUCCGUAUUGAGCUGGGGUUGGAUGAGACAUAUGGAGGUAGUUCGCCGUCGCCGAGGAGGCAACAAGCAAGUAAGGUAAGGUGACUUACCAGAUAUUGGGCUAGCGGUCGUUGAUCCUACAACGGUAGAGGCAUCGGUAGAGUACAUACACGAAUGAAU